AUGUUUUUGUGUAUUGUCUUAUGUUUAUUAAUAUCAUUUAUUGAUUGUUCACCUAUAUUAAAUGAAACAACUUCACCACCCCUUCUAUUAUUAAUAUCAUUUGAUGGAUUUCGUUGGGAUUAUCCAGAUAUAUAUAAUUUAUCUAAUUUUAAUUCUUUACUUAAACGUGGUGUUCGUGUAAAACAUAUUGAUAAUAGCUUUGCAACAGUUACAUUUCCUUCACACUUUACAAUUGCAACUGGUUUAUAUGAAGAAACGCAUGGUAUUGUUGCUAAUACAAUAUAUGAUCCAAUAUUAAAGGAUGUUGCAACUGUUGUAACAAUGAAUGAUACGAAAUGGUGGUCACAAAAUCCAUAUUCUCAACCGAUUUGGAUAAGUAAUCAAUUAGCAAAUGAUUCGAAUCAACGAAGAUCUGGUGUAAUUGCUUGGCCAGGUAGUGAUACACCUAUUAAUGGCCAUCUUCCAACUAAAUAUGAAGCAUAUGAAUCAGAUCGCCGAUUUGAUUCGGUAUUAAAUAAAAUUUUUGAUUGGUUUCGUGAACCCAUUGAUACACGCAUUAAUUUUGGUGCUAUUUAUCAUGAACAACCUGAUAUCACUGGUCAUAUUUAUGGUCCAAUAUCAUCUGAAAUGAAUAAAACAUUAAAAGAAUGUGAUGAUUAUGUUGGAUUACUAUUAAAAUUAAUUGAUGAUGAUGAAUACUUAAAAAUAAAUCUUAAUGUUAUUAUAACUUCUGAUCAUGGAAUGCAUGAAGUGAAGAAAAAUCAUAAAAUUAUUCUUGAACAAUAUAUUGAUAAAUCAUUAUUUUCAGCAUAUGGUGGUCAUUCAUUUGCUAACAUAUUUGUUCAUAACAAAUCAGAUAUUGAUCGUCUCUAUGCUAAUUUAUCGGCCAUUCCAAAUUAUGAGGUAUACAAAAAAUCUCAAAUACCCAAUGAAUAUCAUUAUAAAUCUAAUGUGCGAAUUGGUGAUAUAUUGAUGAUUGGUAAAGUUGGUUAUGAAAUAGUUACACCAGGUCAUACACCCAAUGAUGCACUCGGUGAUCAUGGUUAUGAUAAUCGAGCUGAAUCAAUGCAUCCAAUAUUUUACGGAUUUGGGCCAGCAUUUCGUUGUAAUCUUCUAGCUGAACCAUUUCGUAGUGUUGAUAUUUAUCCAUUAAUGUCUUAUAUACUUCAUUUGAAUCAACGUAAAACAAAUGGUUCAUUAGAUAAUGCCAAACAUAUAUUAAUUGAUUUUUCAUCGAGUAAUUUGUCAAAAGUUUUAGUUGUUAUUUGUAUUAUGUUGGUAAUUGUAAUGGCAUUUAUUUAUACAAUAUGUGCUUGUCGUCAUUGUCGACAAUUAAUUUAUACAGAGCCAAAAAGUGUACCUGAACAAUAUUGUCUUUUGAGUAAUGAUGGAUCAACGAAUAAUUUGGUUGUUAGUGAAAGUGAAGAUGAACAAGGAAUUGAUUAG
Molecule: messenger RNA, 1446 nt
Organism: Rotaria sp. Silwood2
Lineage: Eukaryota; Metazoa; Rotifera; Eurotatoria; Philodinida; Philodinidae
Source: the annotation of a GenBank genome assembly